Molecule: messenger RNA, 324 nt
Organism: Protopolystoma xenopodis
Lineage: Eukaryota; Metazoa; Platyhelminthes; Monogenea; Polystomatidea; Polystomatidae
Source: the annotation of a GenBank genome assembly
AUGCGUGAGAUGCGGCAUGCUCUGGUUCUGGCAGAUCCCGACGGGAGUAUAGAGUGGAUUCCGAUGGCCAUCUUUAAGUCAACAUGUAAAAUCGACAUCACUGACUUUCCAUUUGACCAUCAGAUGUGCCAUAUGAAGUUCGGAUCUUGGACAUACGAUGGCAACCAACUGGACCUUGAGUUCAUCAGCAAUGCGAGCUUCUCGCUGGGCGACUACACUCCCAGUAACGAGUGGGAUGUCAACGCUGCACCGGCCCAGCGUUAUGUUAAGUUCUACCCCUGCUGUGACGACCCUUACCCAGAUCUUACCUACUUUCUAUUGUGA